Symbiodinium necroappetens is the source of this 2230-nucleotide messenger RNA. The record is from the annotation of a GenBank genome assembly. NCBI's taxonomy places the organism in Eukaryota, Dinophyceae, Suessiales, Symbiodiniaceae.
AUGAGUACAAUCUCGGCCGAUCUCGAAAGUGGCUUGCAGGAAAUACUUCAGAGGGUCAUUGACGAGAAGUCAAUCACCAAGGAUGACAUGUACAUGGCUGUCCAAGCUGUGAACACGGCAAAGAAUGAGUUGGACACCGCGGUCGACGAGGAGAGAUUCCUGGAGAUCAUGUCGAGUGACCAACGUCGGCAACGAGAGGUGGUUAUGCUGUCGGUGAGCUCGUGUGCUUUUACAGAAUCGAGAAGGCCGGCAACUUCAGAAGAGCUGAGUGAGCUGUUCUCCACCCGUGUAGCACGAGAUGACCUUGAGAGGCUCCUAGAGCUUAAUCCCGACGAUCCUGAAACCUUUGAACCAUCAGAUCAGGAGAUGCAGGAACCAGAUGAUCCCGCACAAGAACUUCCACCUGUCCCAGACGAUGACUUCGAGGACAUGGAGUAUGAGCCAAGCUUGCCGGGGGAAGGAGUCUUGAGUGACAUGUUUGAGGGACCUAGUGAUGAACCACGUGGUGCCAAACGUGACGGUGAUGUAGUUCCUCCCAUUGUUCCCAGACGUGUUCGACAAAAGACACCCGGGCGCAAAGUACAUUCGGUCAUCAUGUUGAAGCGCUGUCAAACCGAAAGAGCUCUUGAAAAGCAAUUAGAAAAGGAGAUACCUUGGAAACUAGUGCCUCCAGAAGAGCAUGCAGCUUUCCGCGGUGCCGAGCAGAAGCAGAUCCAAGAACAUUAUGAUCAUGAUGCUCUCGAGCCGCUAUCGAUUGAAGAGUCGGCUAGGGUGAAGGCCCGACUAGUGGUGUCUGGCCAUCGUGAUCCGGAUAUCCCGCACCUAGUUGUGGCGAGCCGCCGCAAGAAGUUAGACUGGAUGGCAUCUGCCGGGGACAUCACUGCAGCAUUCUUGAACGGUGAUCCUCUCGAGAGAGAAUUGUACUUGCGUCAACCAAGAGGGGGUGUGCAAGCAGAUCAGAUCUUCAGAGUGAAGAAAGGAAUAUUCGGUUUACCCGACUCACCAAGGAAAUGGUGGCGCAAACUGCGACGAGAUAUGAUUGACAUCAAGAUUGAGUACGAAGGACAGAGUCUUCAGUACUCCCAGUGCCCACUUGACCCCUGCCUUUUUCAGCUAUGUGACCCUGAGUCCAGAAAACCCUUAGCGUAUGUCGGCGUGCACGUGGACGAGUUGCUGGUUGUGGGACCACGAGGACUAGUCGGGUGCAUCAAGGGGUCUCUGUCUUGCGCUUUUCCGGUUGAUGGAUGGGAGGAUGACACCUUCGAGUACAUCGGCUCUCAUGUAAGAGUUAGCGACGAGGGUGUGUUCAUCGGACAGGAAUCCUAUGCUAGCUCCAGGUUGUUUGAAGUCGAAGUGGCUAGGGGACAGGAUGAGCUGGAACAGGCUACCGAAGCUCAAAGAAUCGACAAUCAAUCGUUGAUUGGAGCGCUUUCAUGGCUCAGUGCUCAGACCCGGCCAGAUCUUCAAUGUAGCGUUUCCCUUGCACAACAGCUCCAGAAAACUCCUACGGUUGAAGACAUCAAGUUCAGCAAUAAGAUCGCUAAGAGGGCUUGGGAGCGCCGAGAAAAGGGAGUUUGGCUUCGUCCCCUGGAUCUUUCAUCGCUGGAGUAUCUGGUCUACCAUGAUUCGGCACGGGCUAACGCGCUCCUGGAUGGUGAGGAACAUUUCAUUCUCAGCACUGAAGAUCAUGAGAACGGGACCAUGACAGAGGGCCCCUUCGACAAGAAAGCUCGGAAAGCUAGAAAAGAGAACUCGAAGGUCGCAAGCCAAAUCGGUAUCCUCAUUGCCUUGACCGAUGCCCAAGGGUUUCGAAGUGGAGGGGGAAAAGCUAGCAUCAUUGACUGGAAAUCCGCUGCGAAUCCCCGCGUGUGCAGAUCGACGUUCGCUGCUGAAACGACGGCUUGCUCAGAAGCGGUCGAGAUGGGGCAGUACGUGAGAUCCUUUGUGGAGACCGUUCUCACAGGGGAGUUGCGGAGAGUGGAAGAUCUUGCUGGCUCAAAGCUUAGAUGUUUGACCGAUUGCAAGUCGCUCUUUGAUCACUUGCAUCGCGAAGGAGUGCCGCGAGUGCCGUCUGACAAGCGUUUAGCAAUCGAUCUUGCGGCGCUCAGACAAACCUUCAACUUCGAGAGGGUCUUCGACAGGAUCCCGCUUUACUGGCUACCAACAGAGUUUCAGUUAGCCGACAUCCUUACCAAACCGAAGAGUCCUGACUCCUGGUGGGAAACGAUAU